AUGGGACAUGAGCAGUCGCAGGAGUCCCCAAAGACAGGAAGUGGACGGCUCGCCUGCCGCAAAGGCAUGCUCCAACUCUCGGAAGACUACAAGGUUGAGAAGCCACUUUUCAUCGAGGGACCGUGCAAUAUCACAGGACAAAGUAUACUGUCCUUGGAGGCCCCCAUUAGCUUCGGAGACAACACUCGCUUUGACGGUGCGGUGACCUUCGUGGCGAGCAAAAGCCUCCAGGGCCCGUGCGCGUUUGUAGCGGGGAGCAUGGCCGUAGAGCUAAAUGCCUCGGUCACUUUCAAGAAUUGCUUUAACCAUAUUGGCCAUGGCAGUGGCGGCGGCCUCCGAGUUUGGAACAACUUGAAAGUGCUUGGGGGUCACUUGGCCUUCGACGCUUGUGGUGCU
Symbiodinium pilosum is the source of this 396-nucleotide messenger RNA. The record is from the annotation of a GenBank genome assembly. Lineage: Eukaryota; Dinophyceae; Suessiales; Symbiodiniaceae.